AUGUCGAAGCGACAGCCUGCGAAUCGGGCAAACGCGGCCGAGAAGCGUCGGCGAGAGGGUCCUACAAAGACCGAGGGAGAUGUGUCCAUGCCUGCGGUGGCAGAGGCCGAGCACACACAGACGAUGCAGCUGACGACUGAGACCGUGCUCGAAACCUACGAUGUCCAAAUGGAGGGCGCCAACUGUGUGCACGAAUGCGUCAGGCCGGCGGAGCUCGCCGGACAGGGCAAAGCGCCACCGCCCGUCACACCGGCCAAGACAUAUCCGUUUAAACUGGAUGUCUUCCAACAGGAGGCAGUGAACUGCCUCGAGAAUAAGGAGUCUGUCAUGGUCGCCGCCCACACGUCUGCUGGCAAGACAGUCGUUGCGGAAUAUGCCAUCGCAAUGGCGCUGCGGGACAAGCAGAGAAUUAUCUACACCUCACCCAUCAAAGCUUUGAGCAAUCAGAAGUACAGAGAUUUGCAAGAUGAGUUCAAGGAUGUUGGUCUCAUGACUGGAGAUGUGACAAUCAAUCCUCAUGCUUCAUGCAUGAUCAUGACUACAGAGAUCCUCAGGUCAAUGCUGUAUCGGGGCUCCGAUGUCUCUCGAGAAAUGGCUUGGGUUGUCUUCGACGAGGUGCAUUACAUGCGAGACCGAGAUAGAGGAGUUGUGUGGGAAGAAGCUAUGAUUUUGCUUCCGGACUCUGUUCGCUUGGUCUUUCUCUCUGCAACCAUCCCUAACGCCCGGGAGUUUGCAGAGUGGAUCUGUCGAAUCAAGCACCAGCCAUGCCAUGUGAUUUACACAGACAAACGGCCGGUGCCACUGCAGCACUACCUCUUCCCCUCCGGCGGAGACGGGGUCUACAUGGUGGUGGAUGAGAAGGGCCAGUUCCGGGAGGACAACUUUCACAAGGCCGUCGGGGCCCUCCAGCAAGCUGCGGAUGCUCAAAAUGUGGAGACCAAGAAGAAGUUGGCGAAGCGGGGCAAGUCGAACCUCGGAGACCUCGAGAAGAUCGUGCGGAUGUGCAGCGAUCGGGGGUACCUACCCCUGAUUGUGUUCUCCUUCAGCCGGAAGGAGUGUGAGGCCAAUGCUGUAGCAUUGAAACGGAUGGACGUCACUGAUGACGACGAGAAGAAGCUCAUCGACGAGGUGUUCAACAAUGCAAUCAUGACCCUGGGUGACGAGGACAGGGAGCUUCCUCAGGUGCAGAGUAUGCUGCCCUUGCUGCGAAGAGGGCUGGGAAUCCACCACGGCGGCCUGCUCCCAAUGUUGAAAGAGGUGGUGGAGAUUCUGUUCCAGGAGUCUCUCAUCAAAGUCCUCUUCUCCACGGAGACCUUUGCCAUGGGAAUCAACAUGCCUGCCAAAACAGUGGUCUUUACGAACACACGCAAGUGGGACGGCCUCGAGUAUCGGAUCCUGCAUGCGGGUGAAUACAUCCAGAUGAGCGGGCGUGCAGGUCGGCGAGGGAAGGAUGACCGUGGUUUGACCAUCAUCAUGUUUGACGAGAAGGUGGAACCUGAAGUGGCGAAGGAGAUGUUCUUGGGCCAGUCCUCGAAGAUCUUCAGCGCCUUCCACCUAGGCUACAACAUGCUCAUCAACCUUCUCCGCCUCGAGGGCGCAGACCCAGACUACAUGAUCCAGCGGAGCUUCCACCAGUUUCAGAAGGACAAAGGUGCCUUGGAGCUCCAGAGCAAGAAGCAGGACUUGGAGACUGAGCUGAGCAACCUCGAGGAUAUCCGCGCAGCUGUCAGUGACGAUGCUGUGUACACUUUCAACGUGGACGAGGCCAUUGCAGACUACUACUACAUUGACAAGCAGCUGAAAAAGAAGCAGGACGAAAAGCGAGAGAUCGUUGUCCGCCCCGAGAACAUCGCACCCUUCCUGAAUCCAGGCCGCCUGGUCUACAUGCGGGAUGGGGACACAGACUGGGGCUGGGGCAUCCUCGUCAGUGCUUCCAGAAAGAAGCUUACAGGCGACAACGGCAACUCCGUCCUGGAGGCGGAGGACUCAGAGCCGCAGUGGGUGCUCGACACCUUCAUGCCCUGCGAGCCGGGAGCUGACAAGCCGCAGCCAGCGAACGGAGGGAAGCCCGAGGGCAAGAUCUUGCCCAUGGCCCUCACGUUGGUCAGCAAGAUCAGCAAGAUCCGAUCCAAUAUGCCGACUGGGGAUCCCGAGUCGGAGGACUCAAGGAGGGCCUUGCUGAAGACCUUGCACCAAAUCAAGAACCACAAGACCUUCAAGCUUGGCAUCCCGGAACUCGACCCGGUAGCUGAGAUGAACAUCCAGUCCGAGGAGAUGAACAGCGUGUUGUCCGGCAUCAAGGAUCUGGAGACCAAGCUUGCGGCGAACAACUUCCACAAGCAUGACAAGCUGAAGCAGUACUACGACUGCUUCUCUUCGAAGGUCAGGCUCCACAGCCAGGUGCAAGAGUUGGACAAGCAGAUCAACCAGAGCCGCUUCAUGGUCAUGAACGACGACCUUCGUGCCAUGAGGAGAGUUCUUCGGAGGCUGGAGUUCAUUGACAAGGACGGCGUUGUACAACUGAAGGGACGGAUGGCCUGUGAAAUCACGAGCUGCGACGAAGUCUUGAUGACAGAGAUUGUCUUCCAGAACGUCUUCGCAGACAUUGAUGCCAACAACAUCAUUGCGUUGUGUUCCUGCUUGGUUUUCGACGAGAAGUCGGAAGAUCCGAUCACGAACAACCUCGACCUCAUGAAGGCCUUCGAAACCUGCAAGGGCAUCGCACGGAAUGUCGCCGAGGUAAUGGUGGAGAACAAGAUUCCUUUGGACGUGGAGGAGUACGUGCAGAAGCUAAAGCCGCAGCUCAUGGAGGUGGUCUUGGGCUGGCUGGAGGGCAAGAGAUUUCAUGAGAUCAUGAACCAAUGCAACCUCUACGAAGGACGGGCUGCCACUGACUUCGUCAUUAUGCCGGAGCCCCAAGACAGAAACCCCUGCAGGAAGCGUGGUCCGCGUCAUCCGGCGGCUGGAGGAGCUGGUUCGCGAGCUGGCCACUGCUGCCAAAACCAUCGGCAACGACGAGCUGGCUCAGAAGCUCAACGAGGGCCGGAACCGGCUGAAACGCGGUAUUAUCUUCGCCGCGUCGCUGCCGCAGCACCUUCCGCCUCGUGCCCCACAUCUGUGGUGAAUGGGUCCAUGCCUGGCAGAUACGAGUACUCUGCUGUGGAGGAGGACCUUUACCGUUGGUGGGAAGCUGCAGGCUUCUUCCGCCCGGAGGUAGCCGAGGAGGUGCCGCAGGCAUCUGAGGGGGACCGCGAAUCCUACGUGGUCCCAAUGCCACCGCCAAACGUGACGGGCAGGCUUCACAUGGGUCAUGCCAUGUUCGUCAGCUUAGAGGAUGUCGUAACUCGAUUUCACCGCAUGCGCGGAGAUCGCACCCUGUGGUUACCAGGAACCGACCACGCUGGCAUCGCAACGCAAAUGCUGGUAGAACGCCAGCUCGCUGCAGAGGGGUCCUCGCGGCAAGAGGUCGGUCGAGAGGAGUUCCUUCGACGAGUGUGGCAAUGGAAGGACGAGAAGGGCGGAGCAAUCGUGAACCAGCUCCGUCGACUUGGAGCCUCAGCCGACUGGUCCCGCGAGCAGUUCACCUUGAACGACCACAUGAGCUCUGCGGUCAUUGAGGCAUUCUGUCGGCUGCACGAGAAGGGAGCCAUUUUCCGGGGUCAGAGGAUGGUCAACUGGAGCCCGGUUCUCCAGACGGCCGUCAGCGAUCUCGAGGUGGAGUACUCCGAUGUGCAGGGCCACCUUUACCACUUCAAGUAUAUGGUUGCGGAUACAGAGGAGUUCAUCCCUGUCGCCACAACGCGGCCGGAGACGAUCUUGGGUGACACGGCGGUCUGCGUGCAUCCGGAGGACCCACGCUACGAGCAUCUCAUCGGCAAAGACGUCAUCGUGCCAAUCCAGGGCCGGCGAAUUCCGGUGAUUGCAGAUGCUUACGUGGACAGAGAGUUUGGGACCGGGGCGCUGAAGAUUACGCCUGCUCACGAUUUCAACGAUUUCGAGAUUGGCCAGACGCACAAGCUGGAGAGCCACUCUGUGAUUGGUCUUGACGGAUCCAUGUCCCCUACUUUGGAAGCACUAGGCUCACCACAGUACAUUGGGCUUGAUCGUGCGGACUGCCGGAAGAAGCUCUGGGCGGAUCUUGAAGAGGCCGGAUUGACCCUGAAGGUGGAGGACCACAUGCAGCGCGUGCCUCUCUCACAGAGGAGUGGUGAGGUCAUUGAGCCGAUGCUCUCUGAUCAAUGGUUCGUGUCCACCGAGGUCAUGGCUCAGCGGGCCAUGGAUGCUGUGGAGUCUGGUGAUAUUACCAUUCAGCCCGAUCGCUUCGUGAAGACUUGGCAAGACUGGCUCAAGGAGAAGCAGCCCUGGUGCAUCUCGAGGCAGCUCUGGUGGGGCCACCGCAUCCCCGUGUACUACCCCACGAACCAGCCCGGCAGUGACAAGUACUUCGUGGCCCGUCUCCGAGCGGCACUUUUCGCUGGGCCCGUGUCUCACAAGCCCAGGGCGGUGCUGCGACCCGGCAAAGCGGCAGCCGGCAGAGCAGGCAUCGAAGAGCCGGAUGAAGAGUCCUGGGGGCAGUUCCGCGGCUUUGCAGCAGCAUCUGCAGCAGCUGUGCUAGUGGCUGCGAGCCUCCUUCGCCCGCCGGCUGCUGACGCCAUGCCGCUGGAGGUUCUCAAGCGAAUGGAGGAGCAGAAGGUCGAGGCAACGAGCUCAAGGACCCUUGCCCGAGUUCAAGAAGUGUUUGCGGGCUGCAGCGUGCACAAUGUGAGAUGCUUGCUGAAAGCUGCCCCGGCUUUCAGAUGCUCUGCAUGUGGAUUGCGUGCAAGUGCCGACACGGUCCGAAAGCCUUCACCUGUAAGCCCUUUAGUGCCAGGUCGGGUAGGAACGGUGUGGGCAGAUUCUUUGCCAUGGUACUCAGCAAGAACAGGAAUAAGAACAGAAUCAGAAGACGGCAGCGGCUUCAAGCCGAAGCUGAGGUGUGCAGAUCAGAGACGGCAGAAGCUGCAGCCUGUGGGAGCCCAGAGACGACGAAAGGAGGAGAGGAGCCAACCCUUACUGGAGAUCAAGUACCCAAUGUGGAUGUUAUGA
This is a messenger RNA of Symbiodinium sp. CCMP2592, 5085 nucleotides long. NCBI's taxonomy places the organism in Eukaryota, Dinophyceae, Suessiales, Symbiodiniaceae. The record is from the annotation of a GenBank genome assembly.